ACGAGUAGCGUCCCCAAGCCACAAGCGUAUUGUUGUCGGUGGGCAAUCGGCAUUGAGGACUGCUUGCUCACUAUUCCGCACGCAUUCCGUGACCGGCACGCUUGACGAUCGCAUUCGGAAAUCGUCGGUGCGCGUGUGCAGUUUAAAUUUGGCGCGCCAACAGUAGCGGUCGAGCAAGCUGCGAGCGAGAGAAGCUCCGUGAUUGGCAAACCAAAGUUGAAGACCGAAACGAAAAAGUUCAUUUCAUUUGUGUUUUGUUUUUGUUAGGAACUUGUUUUUUGAAAAUUAGCUAGGAUUGUUUAAUUUUAAUCAAAGACUUGAUAAUCUUUGGUGUAGUAUAAUUCUAAUAUAAAACAGUUUCAAAGUGAAAGAUAUGUGUUGUUUGUGUGGUGAUUUUCUGUCAAUAAUGUAAUCGGCGAGAAGUUUUUAAAAAGCUCCUUUAUCCUUUGUUUGGAACGUGGACGCCUACGCUACGGUAAUCCUCGUGUACAUAGUAGUACGAUACACUACUACACAUACAACGAUUAUUUACAAUGGACGGAGAAAGAAAAAUACGAAUGAGCGAAGAUGUCCCAUUGAAUGCAACAGGUGCGGCAAACAUUUUUUUGAACACCGGCAAAAAUACUAAAUUCAAUUCAACAGAUGGAACUAUCAUUCAUCUCAAAUCAGAGAAACCUGCCGACCUCGGCGUCCACAUCAACACGACUCUUUCCGUAGCGUCUUCCAAGAAAAUAAAACUUUUGUUUAUACUAAACUUUUUGUUAAGUGUUAUAUGUAUGAUACUGAGCUGUUCCAUAGCUUUUUAUUAUUGGAACGAAAUGAUCUCGAUGAGAAAACAGAUAGACUUAUUAAAAGAGCAAUUUAUGAUGCACAGCAUAGGGCAGGAUAAAAUUCAGAGCAGCCCUCUUGUUUCUUUCCAAAGACCGCUGUAUAACAGUGACAAUAGGCAGCCAAGAAUGGAAGACAGCUCCAAAGAUACCCUUCUAAAUACAAAGAAAUUCUUUGUUGAAGACCUUGGAGAAGACAUGCUUCUAGUGGACUCUAGCAAAAAAAAUCCUAGCAGAGAAAUGACAUCAUUGAAACAACUAACACAAACAAAGAAAGAAUUAUUGGUGGUCCACUUUAAUGGUGCAGUUCAAGAGACUAACUUAGGUUUACAAUCUAUAGUCGGGCCAUGGGUGCGAGAUAAAGAAAUAUCAUCAGAGAACAGCGAGGACAAGAUAGAAUUGAACACCAAUUAUGUUACUAUCCAGGAGAGCGGCAUCUACUUAGUAUAUGCGCAGGUGGUAUAUCUCACGCAAGCCCCCAACUGUUACUAUAUCUGGGCACGGCAGCCGGGACAGCAGCCGCGUAUGUUGACCACGUGCGCGACCGGCGACGACUCGUCGCGGCGACCGCUCGACAAAUCGCAGAUCUCCUGCUCCGUCCAAACUGUCUCGCGUCUACUGAAAGGUGAUACCGUCAACAUCGCUCAACGCGAACACAAUAGAACCCUCUGGCUCCGACCCGGCUACUCGUACUUCGGAUUUGUCAAACUGAGUUCCUAGAUUAUGGCUGUGCUAGUUUUAAGGCUGGUUUUCGACCAUAUGUAAGUUGAAACAUUGGUC
Diatraea saccharalis (sugarcane borer) is the source of this 1607-nucleotide messenger RNA. The record is from the annotation of a GenBank genome assembly. NCBI's taxonomy places the organism in Eukaryota, Metazoa, Arthropoda, Insecta, Lepidoptera, Crambidae.